This is a messenger RNA of Hibiscus syriacus, 1495 nucleotides long. Its product is annotated as glutamate dehydrogenase B. The record is from RefSeq and is a predicted model, not a curated record. Gene Ontology annotation, molecular function: L-glutamate dehydrogenase (NAD+) activity. Gene Ontology annotation, cellular component: mitochondrion. The transcript is spliced from 9 exons. NCBI's taxonomy places the organism in Eukaryota, Viridiplantae, Streptophyta, Magnoliopsida, Malvales, Malvaceae. Gene Ontology annotation, biological process: L-glutamate catabolic process. Bases 78 to 1313 code for a protein of 411 amino acids.
UCUGACUUUCUGACUUUUUCUUUUCUUUUCCUUCUUUUGUUUGGUUCUCGAGAAAGUUUAAACAGGUAAGAAGAGCGAUGAAUGCAUUAGUGGCAACCAACAGAAACUUUAAGCUGGCAGCCAGGCUUCUUGGUUUGGAUUCUAAGCUUGAAAAGAGUCUGCUCAUUCCUUUCAGAGAAAUUAAGGUUGAAUGCACCAUACACAAAGACGAUGGCACUUUAGCUACUUUUGUUGGAUUCAGGAUUCAGCAUGACAAUGCUAGAGGACCCAUGAAAGGAGGAAUCAGAUAUCACCCCGAGGUAGACCCCGAUGAAGUGAAUGCAUUAGCACAACUAAUGACAUGGAAGACUGCAGUUGCCAAUAUCCCCUACGGUGGGGCUAAAGGUGGGAUAGGAUGUAAUCCGGGAGAGUUAAGCAAAUCCGAACUACAACGCCUUACUCGAGUUUUCACCCAGAAAAUACACGAUCUUAUUGGCAUUCAUGCCGAUGUUCCAGCACCGGAUAUGGGCACAGGUCCACAGACAAUGGCAUGGAUACUAGACGAGUACUCAAAAUUCCAUGGCCAUUCACCUGCUGUUGUCACUGGAAAACCAAUUGAUCUUGGAGGAUCACUUGGCAGAGACGCAGCCACUGGCCGAGGGGUACUCUUUGCAACAGAGGCUCUUCUUAAUGAACAUGGGAAGUCCAUCUCUGGACAAAGAUUUGUAAUUCAGGGUUUUGGAAAUGUUGGAUCUUGGGCAGCACAACUCAUCCAUGAAAAGGGAGGGAAGAUUGUUGCAGUAAGUGAUAUAACAGGGGGCAUCAGGAACAGCAAUGGCAUUGACAUUCCCAAUUUGGUCAAAUAUGUCAAAGAAAACAAGGGUGUCAAAGGCUUCCAUUAUGGAGAUUCCAUCGAUUCAGAAUCCAUUCUUGUUGAAGACUGUGAUAUACUCAUCCCGGCUGCACUUGGAGGCGUUAUCAACAGGGGAAAUGCAAAUGAGAUCAAAGCGAAGUUUAUAGUUGAAGCUGCUAACCAUCCCACUGAUCCAGAGGCUGAUGAGAUUCUAUCAAAGAAAGGGGUGAUUAUUCUUCCAGACAUAUAUGCAAACUCUGGAGGAGUCACUGUUAGUUACUUUGAGUGGGUUCAGAACAUUCAAGGUUUCAUGUGGGAUGAAGAGAAGGUGAACAAUGAGUUAAGGAUGUACAUGACCAAGGGGUUCAAAGAUGUUAAGGAGAUGUGCCAAACCCACAACUGUGACCUUCGAAUGGGAGCCUUUACCCUCGGGGUUAACCGCGUUGCUCGGGCUACUGUUCUUCGAGGUUGGGAAGCAUGAGAAUGCAAAUUGCUAAUGCUGCUGGUUUUCGAAUAAACAUGGAGGCUACUAUGAACCUCCUAAUUCUUGUCCACUAUUUUGGUAAAAGCCUCAUUUACAUUGAGGAGCUUCAAAUGAAGUUUUGUCAUUUGUAUUUCUUGCUUUAAUGUUGAAUUCUACCUUAGUGCAUGCAAUCAUCGGAU